This is a messenger RNA of Triticum aestivum (bread wheat), 1565 nucleotides long. RefSeq names its product DNA topoisomerase 2. The transcript has 2 exons. Gene Ontology annotation, molecular function: DNA binding; ATP binding; DNA topoisomerase type II (double strand cut, ATP-hydrolyzing) activity. The record is from RefSeq and is a predicted model, not a curated record. NCBI's taxonomy places the organism in Eukaryota, Viridiplantae, Streptophyta, Magnoliopsida, Poales, Poaceae. The coding region runs from base 62 to 955 and encodes 297 amino acids.
GCACCCUUGACCUGCCUCCACCAACACACAACGGCCGGGCACGACUAUACUGCACCUAGCAAUGAGACGCGCGACGGCGGCAAGAUUUGAGCACGACGAGACGCGACGCACGACGGUGUCCGGCCACCGCAAAUUUCAAACGCCUCGCUCAGCCGGGGACGUGUAUUUGAGCGAACCCGGUCGAUCUUUUACCCGUACAAACCGAUCGACGCGGACGCAGAUGGAGGAGUUAAAGCUACUCAGCAACCAGGCCAGGUUCAUCUCGGCCAUCAUCAGCGGCGAAAUCAAGUACAUCCGGAGGAAGAUGAAGGAGCUGCUGCAGGACAUAAUCGACAAGGGGUUCGAUCCCAUCCUCAGAGAGGGGUUGCUGCCCGUGCCCGGGGACGAAGGUGAAGCUGCAGCAGCAGGAGAAACGGCUGAAGAACACGGCAGCUGCUACUACGAAUACCUCACCUCUAUGCCACUCGGUUUCUUCAACGACGACUACGUGCAGCAUCUUCUCAAGAGGAUAUCCGAGAUCGAGGAGGCGAUGCGGUCGUCUCACACGGACCACGGGGAAGCUCGGUCGGGUCCAGAGGCUGCCGGAGAUGAUGGUGUGUCUGACUCUGAAACAGCAGCAGCGCCCAGGAGACGGCGCAAGAGGAGUGCAGCAGAGUCGGUAGUGCCCAUGGAUGACGUUUACAACGACGAGGAAGCCGCCGCCGCACUGUACGACUAUCUGGCCGCAAUUGCUGGGCUUGGGCCCCGACAACAUGAACCUGGGACUGUGAGCACGCUGCAGAGGCGACCAACCAAGAAGCAGCGGAGGAAGAAAUCAAGCAUAGUUGGCGCGCUACUACCUCUCGAGGACAUCAACACGACUGCUUCGACUUCGACCGGCACCAAUGAUGCUUGGACGAGCGGACGUGCAGUGCCUUAUUCGCUGUCAACGCUCGGCUUCGCACGGAGUAUUUGAUACUCCCUCUGUAUUGUAUGUAAACUAAUACAAGGCCGUUUACAUCAGUCAUGUUCAUGUAGAAGCUGAAUCAGUGUUUUGUUGUGCGUCACAGACAUAUACGAGCGUUUGAAAGUUGAGUUCGGUGUUAGAUUGUAUGGACACACAUGCUAAAAGGUAAGUUAAGUUCAGUGUUUGAAAGGUGAGCAUGAGAAAUUUCAGUGUCAUGGGAUGAUACAAUAGGAUAUUGUGAUUGAAGCUUUCAUUAAAUUAUUAACCAACUUGAAACAAGCUUCCGCUCUGCUUUAUGUAUGAGCACCACUAGGCAUCAGACUACUACUGAUGUUUGGCUCCCUAUCAGACGAGUUCUUGGCCGUUCAAUCCACAGCAUGCUGGACGUCCGAUGUAAGUACUAGUCAAGCCGUGAGUUUUGCUAAUUUGUUACGUUAAUUGAGUGCUUCGCCAUAACUGUCGCCGCAUCCAUCGCACUUCUUGCUUUUUACGUGGAAGUAGUACGUGGGCCUGGUAGUUAGCUUACAUGCUUGAUAUACCGUGCUCUCCGUCAUCCAUCCAUGCCCAUGUUCUCGUGUAUCCCGUCGCUCAAAAAAAAAGUUCUUGUGGAUCCCUGAAA